AUGGCGGAAGGUGUGGGGUCGAAGCUUGAAGCUGUACUUAAAAAAUUUGAAAAGCUUGAUACUAUUGAAAGCCGCUUGAGCCAGAUGCACACAACACUAGCAAGUAUUGAAGAAAAUGUAAGCGGGCUGGAUUCGGAAGUGGAAGAUCUCAAAACAAAGUCCAAACAGCUUGGCUCAACAGUCAAUGAAUUGAAAGAAAGCAUCCAAUUUAAUGAGAAGGACAUAUCCGACUUAAAACUUGAAAACAAAAAGUUACAACAGGAUGUUUGCGAGCUCUAGAAACAACUUCUUUACAUGGAGACUUACUCAAGGAGGGAAAAUGUAAAGUUUGUGGGGCUCCUAGAAGAGCAAGUUGACAACAUGAAUGGUGGUGACGAAGAUCCCAAUAGCGCGCAAGCACAAAUAGAAGAUACAAGAGGGAUUAUCUAUAAAUUUCUCGAACAUCAACUAAAGAUUCCAAAUGUGCGAGAAACAAUUGAAUUCCAAAGACUUCACCGCUUACGAAAACCAAAAAAUGGAAGCUCGCGUCCGAUUAUUGCAUGAUUUUUAUGUUACGAGGAUAAGGAACUACUGAUGGAUCAGGCCCGAAACGUCUGAAGGACACGGAAUUCCAUGUCUACGAUGAUAUCCCAAAAUUGCUGUUCGAGUCGAGGAACGGACAAAUGAAGAAGUUUCAGUAAAGCUCAGCCCGACAAACUGUAUGUCAGCGGAAAGUAGAUUGCCCCUGGUGAACCAAUAGAGUGAUAUCCUUUUCAAUAAUAAGUUUUUCUCUGUGAAUGCCAAAUAAUUUAUUUGCAACUACUUUUCCACUCAUUUAAUGUGGUUUUUUUUUAACUCUUAUGUAAACUAUGUCAGGGUGUUCUAUAUAUAGGAACUUCGAUCGGGCUAUUACCAAAAGUGACGGAACCCAAAAGGAUUUAUCACCGUCAUAUGUGUCUGUAUCUGUGUUUAUGUUCUUCUGUGUGUUAUUGUCCAUCCUUUUCAUGUACCUUGUACAAUUUGCAAAUAUCUAGGCCUAGUAGUUACAAUGCUAAAUUACAUAGCUGCUCUUUUGACACUCUCAACAAAGGACUUCCUUUCUCACCUUUUCACCAUGCAACCUGAUGAUAUGGUAAUUUCUCCCUAAACGUCAGAGGUUUGUCAAACAAUACUAAACAGAGAGAAACGUUUUUAUGGUUAAAGAAAAAAAGUCCUGUAUUUACUUUUUGCAAGAGGUGUAUAGCACAAAUGAGACAGAACCUUAUUGGCACUCUGAAUGAGGAUAUUCAACUAUUUUUACAACCUUCUCACGCUCUAGGGCAGGCGUUACUAUACUAUUCGACAACAAUUGUCAAUUUCAAAUUCUGAAACAUUUUGCCCACCCCGAAGGGAGGUUUAUUAUUACAGACAUAGAUACUGGGGACAAAAUUAUGACACUAGUAAAUGUCUACGUUCCUAACGAGGGCAAUCCAGCCUUCUUUAGAAACGUGCGUGACAAGCUGUGCUACUUUGAAUUGCGAUUUUGUAGUCUUUGGUGGCGACUUCAACUUAGUUUGUGAUGUUUCUAAAGACAAAAAAGGGGGUGUUGCCACAACACACUUGAAAUCUAAAGAUGAAGUAGAGGCUAUCAGAGAAGAUUUCGAACUGGCUGAUAUUUCCGCUUAGAUUUCUUCCUCAUUAGUCUUACUCUUUGCCCAAAGAUAACGGAAGCCGACAUAGUGCCCGGUUACCGAACAGACCACUGUUAGAACCACGGUUAGAAGAAGAGGUUUUAGCACUCGAGAAUGAGCUUGACAAACGUAAUGUAUCAGAUAAAGUGAAAGAAAACAUACAGACUGAACUCAGAAUUAAGAAACAGCAAAUAGAAGAAAUAAUCGCCUAUGAAACUCAAGUGGCUAUUCUUAGAUCAAAAGUGAAAUGGUAUAAUGAAGGAGAAAAGAAUACAAAACAUUUCCAUAAUCUAGAGAAGUGGCACUUUAAUAGUAAAACCAUAAGGUACCUCCAAAGCGCAAAUGGGAAGAAGUUUUUGACGGGAGGAGAGAUUCUAGACGAAGCAAAAAACUACUAUGAGCAUCUUUACACGACUACAAGUGUUGAUGUCAAUGAUUGUGAUAAUUUUUUUUUUCCUGAGGUUACUGAAACAAAGCUAGGUAAUAAUCCCAAAGAAUCUUGUGAAGGCCUGCUGUCAGCAACGGAAUGCUUAGAGAGUCUAAAAACAAUGGAAUCGGGUAAAUCGCCUGGGACGGAUGGUAUUCCAGCAGAAUUUUAUAAAGUUUUUUGGGACGAUCUGUCUCCCUUUUUACUCGCCGCUUUAAACUCGUCUUUUACCCAGGGACCCCUUUCCAUCUCACAAGGCAGUGGAUUGAUAACCCUGAUACCAAAGAAAGACAAACCGCUACAGCAUCUAAAAAACUGGAGACCUAUGAAUGA
Messenger RNA from Porites evermanni, 2409 nucleotides. The record is from the annotation of a GenBank genome assembly. NCBI's taxonomy places the organism in Eukaryota, Metazoa, Cnidaria, Anthozoa, Scleractinia, Poritidae.